This is a messenger RNA of Pieris brassicae (large cabbage white), 9245 nucleotides long. RefSeq lists its product as uncharacterized. NCBI's taxonomy places the organism in Eukaryota, Metazoa, Arthropoda, Insecta, Lepidoptera, Pieridae. Gene Ontology annotation, molecular function: guanyl-nucleotide exchange factor activity. The transcript is spliced from 11 exons. The record is from RefSeq and is a predicted model, not a curated record. The coding region runs from base 217 to 6849 and encodes 2210 amino acids.
ACAACUCGCAGCGUGAACACAACUUCACAAGUUCUGUUAAAGAGUGAUCGGGUGUUGCGUUUAACCGUGUUGAACGCGAUGUCAUUUUGUUUGUCAACAAAAAAAUAGUUUUGCGUGGAUUAAAUAAAGUGUGAUUAACUGCUAAAAUGUGUGUUCGGUGAUAAGUUUUGUGUCUUUAAGUCCUAAAUUAAAUAUGAAUGCAUAAGUGCACCGAAAAUGGAUGGAGCAAACGCUGAUUCGGACCAUUCCAUGAGUUGGGAGGACUUUUUCGGUAGCACAACAGAUCUCACACCAACCCUAAUCGGUAUCUACGAUGCUCUUCUCGAACCUGCAAAGAGUCUAAGACCAGAAGUGGCCAUUUUUGAAACUGCCAAAGAUGCACGCAACGACCCACCAGUUCCAAACUCAACUAUGACAGAAGAUAAGAACAAAGAAAACACAGUCCACCCCAGCCCACCAAAACACCCGUCAAAAAUCAUUGGAAGCGUUAAACUUCCAAUAGCAACACUAAACAAAAGUUCCCUUUACAACCUUCGGACAAAAAGUGACGGUGUAAGUGAUAAAAGUGAUCCUAGUGAUGACAAAAUUCAAAGGACGUUUAAAGAAGCUAAGAUUGAUGCCUUCCAUAACCUCUCGCCAAAUGUUAAACGUAUGCUGUCCAGUGCAUCUGAGAAUACAACACUACGCUUUCAAAAGAAAACAGUAAAUAUAACGAAAUCAUCAGGCAGGAAGUGUAAUAUACCUUUAGUGGGUGCAACAUCAAAAAUAUCACAAUCUGGGUUAGAAAUCUUACCAUCCGUUGAAAUUUACGAUCAACCUAACUUGAAGCUUAACAAAAUCCAAGACUCACCUCCUCUAAUCAAGCCAGAUUUCAAAAUUGAUGAACCCGAAACUUAUGAUGUUCCCACUAAUAACCAAGCCGCGAUCUACGAUGUGCCUAACAAUAACAAAACCGCGUUCGAGUCCCUGUCACUGCCAUAUAUUGAUCAAUCUAUCGAACUGUCUAUAUCGAAUGAUAGAGAAUUCGAUACUAAACUAUCGUCUAAAGAUAUCUCCCCCUUAAAAGCUAAUAUAUCUAUACCACUAAUAUCACCAACCAAGUUAAACGACACAUUGCCUAGAAAAGAAGCAAAGUUGUUAAAGAGCGGGCCUUAUCCUCAAACGGUUGGAUCAACCGGGAAUUUAAGGCCGGAGAAGGAGAUGGCUAGACUUAAUCCACCAUUGCAAGUCACAAGGCCUCUGUCAAUGAGUUCUAUAGCUUCGUCAAGCUCGACCUCUAGUAGUGGUGUACAAAAUAAGGGAGUGAAUUCAGCCUACCUCGCGUCUAUAGAAAGCUUGGAUGACCAUAGCGAUGCAGAUAUGACAUCUGGCAAUGGGAGUAAUAAUUUUAUGAACAGUACGGGAAUACUUAAGACGAGUAUUUCCGAGGAAAGUCGAACCGAGAUAUUAACAAAUCACAACUUAGAAGAAUUAUCCGGGCUGUCUCAGCUGGAGAGGGUGUGCGCGGAAAUAGUUCAGACUGAGAACGUGUACGUCGAGGAUUUGAGACAAGUUGUAGAGGGCUACUUACACGUCUGGCGUCGGGAUGCAACAUUUUCUGAAGAUGAACUGAGAGAACUAUUCAACAAUAUAGAAGAUAUCUAUGGUUUUAACAAAUCUCUCUGCGCCGAGCUGAAUUCCUGCCAUCUGGACGCCACCUGCAUUGCUCGAUGUUUCGUCAAUAAUACAUCUGGGUUCUCAGUAUACACAUCGUAUUGUACUGGAUACCCUUGCACUAUGGAGAGGUUGGCAGCCCUGGCCUCGAAGCCUCAAAGUGCAAGGGAGUUCAGGGAACGGCAAUUAGGGCUGAACCAUCCAUUGCCACUUGCGUCCUACUUGUUGAAGCCGGUGCAACGGAUUUUGAAGUACCACUUGUUGUUACAGAACCUUGUAAAGCAGUGUGCUUCACGGGAAACAGAGUAUGCCUUCUUGAAGAUGACUGGAAUCGCUCAGCAUAUAGACGAUAUGAAGAGACGCCACGAACACGCUGUUAGAGUACAAGAAAUCCAGUCACUUCUUUACGGAUGGAGUGGUCCUGAUCUGACAACUUACGGAGAGUUGUGUGCCGAAGGGACAUUUAGAGUAUUCGGCGCGAAGGCGAUGCGUCACGCCUUCCUCUUCGACAAAAUGCUGCUUGUGACUAAAAAUAGGGAGGACGGCAUUUUGGCUUACAAGUCUCAUAUAAUGUGCAACAACAUGAUGUUAGUUGAAUCGAUAUCGGGUGCGCCCCUGUCCUUCCACGUAAUCCCUUGGGACGCGCCGCGUGCGCAGCUCACUUUACAAGCACGCUCGCCGCGGCACAAGCGAGAAUGGACUUUAUUGCUUAAGAGGGUCAUAUUAGAAAACUACAAUGCAGUUAUACCCUCCCACGCUAGACAAUUAGUAAUGGAACUUGGACAAAACAAAACUGAUGAUGACAUCCUCGCGGAGAAAUCGCAUAACUUAAUAACUCAAGCAUCCAUGAGAAAGCAACUCUCUGCGCCCGAAUAUCUCGAAAAGCGAAAAUUAGAACGAGAGAGACGAAAAUCUUUCGAGAACGGCACAAGGGGACGAUCAAAGAAGCCAAAUAGAAAACACACGAUUCCGGAUUCAAGGGACACGAGCCAGGACUGUGACUGCGCUCAAGUGUCCGCAGAAAAAGGCACAGAUUAUACUUGCGAUAAUUGCUAUAUUGACCUCUGUUCCGAUUGUGAAAUCGAACUGUCAAAAGAUAAAAAAGAAGAAAAGUGCACAUGUAAAACUUUAGACGAUGUGAAAUGCCCCGAAUGUGAUCGCUCCCUUAAUUAUAUUGACACGGGAAGUGUUGAAAACGUAGAACGAAAACCUACUUGCAAAUGUUCAGAUUUUAAAUCGUCGCAGGAAAGUUUCAGCAACAAUUCCUUGAAAAAAACGCGAUGCUACCAUUCCUCUGAUAACAUAGUUGGCUAUGACGUUAGGAGCAAAGAAGAUGUAUCAGAUUUGACUAGUGUUAAAGCACUAAAAACUUGCCUUAAAUGUUCGAAGAUUAAGGAAAACAUACCGGUGACUGAUUCUGUGGGAACCCCACACACGAGAAAGUCUAGAUGUGUCGAUAUCGAUAAGACCAAAACUGAUACUCUAAGAUCUAAAUCAAAAGAUGACCCACAAAGAUCAAAACUCUCAAGAAUUGGUACAUGGAGACGUAAAUCAGAACCUGGAUUGCAACAAAAUGGACAAAGUAUUUUAGCUAAAAGAUCUCAUGAUAGUGAUAGUGAAAGAAACGAUGGGAGAAAUGAUAAAAUUGAAUUUGAAUGUAGAAAUUGCGGGUCAAAUAGAAUUAAUAAAAAAAUAAAAUCAUCACAUGGAAAUCUGGCUCCUGACAUAGAAGAGAGACGACAAUUGAAUGUUAUUAAGCAAAACUUAGAAAUUAAAAUGUACAAUACGAAAAAUAUACCUAAAAAGAUUACAAAAAUUAAGAAAAACAGAGCCAAAGGUCGUCUCAGUUCUGACACGACAACUCGAUUUUACACUGACUUCUCUAGUGACGUAUCUACUGAGAUCCUUCAUAUAUCCGAAUCUAACGACAGCCUUAAUAUCGAAGAUUCAAAAGAUACAAAAAAUAAUUUUGUGAUACCAGAGCCUAUCACUAAGGAUGAAGGAAUCGACGAAGAAACAUAUAAAAAACUCAUAGAAAAGACAGACUCCUUUAAAAAGAAUGAAUUAGAAAAGGUAAAGUACUUACACAAACAGAAAAUUAUCAACGAAGGUUCCGAAAUCGACGAAAAAGCUGAGUCACAACAACUGCCAGAUGAUGUUCAAGAAAGUUGCGAAGAGAACGAACAACCACUUGAACAGCUAAUUUCUCAACUUUUGAUGCAAAAUAGAGAGUUUCAGAAACUAUUAAAGAAACAACAAUUAAGAAAUACUGCUCAAAAAAGGCAUCAACGUCUGCUUAAAUCACAUUCGAUUCCUGAUCAGGUCAUUUCGGGUCGCAAUGAAGUAAUAAAGUUUAAACCUAAAUUUGGACGACAAAUGUCUGAAAAUCUACAACUUUCCAUUGACGAAGACGACGUCGCAAACAAUGAUGAACAACAUAAAGGAUUAUCUGACGAUGACCAUAUAUAUGAAACAUUGAGAGUAGAAGACCGCUUAGAUGAAAACCUGCAUAGUCUUAAUAGCAAAAGUAAAAUAAUACAGCAUCAUCCACCUAACAAAAAGUCACCACCGAGUUCUUUGAUACACUUGUCUUCAGAAAAGCCCAAGAAAGGGGGACCUGAGUCUGAUUAUGUCUAUCUCUCAUUCGAAGAAAUAAAAAAAGUAAGCGAUGCCUUGGACAAUGGUAUCUAUGACGUUCCCGCUAAAACGCCAGAGAAAGUGGUGGACCAUCCAGAUAGACGUAUUAGCACAGAUUAUUACGUUACCAUGGAACAUAAUGGUCCAGCUACGGAAUCUAACGAAAAUUUAUAUGAUAAUUUGGUAGAUAUAUGUAGAAGAAAAAAGGAAGCUCCGAGCACAUUACCCGCAGAUUAUUUGCCAAUGAGUCCGGAUCAUCAAAGCCCAAAUACUCCAGAAAUUUGGUUAAGUCGUCAGAAAGAACAUUUCAAUGUCACAAGGGACAGAAAGUCGGGCUCUUUACCUAGAAGUUUCCAAGUUCCAACAAGUAGUCCAGAAGAUAAUAAUCUUAGUACAUUUAAAUCGAAGCCUAAUGCAAAUAGUAAGACAUAUCUUAACCGAGACGGAAAAGUAAUGAGCGUUGAUCGACCAUUCACAAUUGCGUCAGAUCAAAGCGAAAUAAGCUAUGAUGACGUCGAGGCUUACAUGAGUGAACGAGACAUAUUGAAAUUCAAUAAAAGUUCUAAAUCUACUGAUGAUUCACAAAACAUAAGUAAAUCUACAUUAGAACUGGAGGAAGAAAUCGACAGAUGCUACAAAAAUAACUUUGAAAAGAUUGAUUUAGAUUCAAAUAAAAAUGAGAACAUUUUGAAAGACGCUCAUAAUAAUUUGAACAUAUCAGUUGCGUCCUCUUGCGAAGCUUUAAUUGUCGACCAAAGUGAUAAAUCGAAAAUGGAUGUUAUACAUCCAGAACAUAAAAUUUACAAACCAAAUGGAAACGUGCUGUCCCUCAAGAAUGUUUUAAGUCGAUUUAAAAAUCGGACACCACCAAAAGGCGAAGAAAUGGAGAUGAAUGCCAAUGAACAGUGCCUUGUGGAUAGCAAAAGUGACCUCAAAAGUCCUACAAAUGAAAAGAGAUCUGCUCUAAACCCUAGAAGUUACUCUAAAAACUUGUUACAGAGAUUUAGAAAUAUUAUCGGCGAUGAACAUUCGGACGAUAAUCAAAACAAAAUUGAACCAAAAGUAUCCAAAAUUGAUUCUAAUGAUAUUCAAGUUGUCAUAACAUCUGCAGAAAGCAGUCCAACCACAUCUACUAUUGUAUACUCUGCAUCGGAUGCUCUUAGUAAAAGUGUUUGUGAAAAUACUACAAUGAGUGAAAGUCAAACAGAGAAAAAUAAUCUAGAACUAUUAUCGCAUAGCUGUGAUAACUUAUCUAAAAAGCCCUUUAGACCAUCAUACGAGAAAAGCGUUAGUAUGAUUACGUCUAUGCCCAAUUCUAUAAGCAGUACACCUUCGCCGUCAAAAUCUAACAAUAGUUCUUAUCAGAGUUUAAAUAAACUGCCAAGUUACAUGCAAGGCAGUCGACACUUAGGCGCUAGAAUAGCUCAAUCUGAUUAUGUCGAUCCAAUGACUUUACUAAAUGAAAGAAAUCAAUUGAAGAACAUAAAUAUACUUAUUAAUAAAAAUUCUAUGCGGCCAGAUAGCUUAUUUUCCAAUUCAUCUUUUGUAACCUCAUCAAGUGAAAGCACAUAUCAAGAGUCACAAAAUUCUCAGAAUCUUGCGAAUGUUUCUGAAAAACCGACCGAGACCGCCCAGAUUCAUUCGGACGAAAGUUUUUAUGAAAAAACGUUUGAAAAGAUUGAACAAGUUACAGAUGAAGAUGUUUUUAGAGAUUCGGCUGUUUAUUCCGAUCAAGAAGACGCGGAAGAUAAAGAACCCGAAAAACCUAAACAAGCUAUUAAAUUAAACAGAGUCGAGAAUCUUAAACGUGAGUCAUCAUUCAACUCAAAGAAAAUUAUAUCGAGUAUCACUGAAAUAUCUAGCAUACAAACUGUUACUAUAAACAAAACACAUAGUACCACCAAAAGUACUGUAACAAAAGAAGACAGAGUUAUAAGGCCAAAAAUUGCACCGCCUGUUCCAAUUAAACCUAAAAUAACACAGACGUCAGUAUCUACGAUACAAACUAAAACUGUCGGUAAUAAAAAUUUUGUUAAGGAACAACAGUCCUCAUCAUCGGAAACUGUUAAUAAUCGAAGAAUCAAACGAAACAUAGAUAGUAAACCAGGAUUCACACGAUCAGAAUUUACUCCAAGUAAAAGCGAUGGAAGAGUUACGCCUAAAGCUGAAACUAACACUAAGCACGAACCAGAAUCGGAAGAGGGAAAGACUAACAUACAAAUCAAAAGAUUAGGUUUUGAAAGAGCUAGCUUAGAUUCAGCGACACGCAAGCGUCCCGUAGAGAAAAAACGAUCGUUAGAACAGCCAAAGACCAAAUCAGUUUUAGAGAGACGAAUGGAACUCGAACAGUUAACAAAAGCUCAAAAUAGGACUAUUAAAAAACCAGCAAUUAAACCAAAGUUGAUUACUACAAAAGUUCAAACAUUUGAAAGAUCUGACAAUACAGUAGAAAAUAAUGUAAAUAACGACAUUCCUGUAGAUAAACCCAGUAUUAGUGACGACCCAAACGAUGAACAAAAAGGUAGUUGGGUGAAACAAGUGGUUAAUAAAUUCCAAUAAUUGCAUUUAAAACGAUUCCGUCUGGUUUUGUACUCCAUUUGUGUGUAUGGAGGGCAACGAAUAGAUGAGUAUAAAGGCAGUUCAGGCAGAGAUAGUUCAGAUAUACACUCAAAGUGGCUGUCAAAUUUGACAGGAAAUCUGACAGUCAAUUUGCCAAGGACUAGGACUUUAAGGGUAAAAAGAGACCUCUAACUAUCGAACUAUAGCUAAAUUAUUGAUUUAUUUUAACAAAAAUAAUUUUGAAUAAAUAACGAAAAAACAGAGGUAGAAUAGAAGUUAUUCAUUAACUGUUGCUUUUCCUGAGGCAGAGACGGCCAUAAUCAAUUUAAGUUUGCUUACCCACACAAUUCUAGCUAAUACGAAAUUACAAUGUUGUAUUAUACCAACCCUAUAAAUGCCUAAUACUUCUCUAUUUGUUUGUCUUUCGAAAUAUUUUUACGGUUAUACCCAUGUGAAUAGACUUAGCAUUAUAUAAUCAUCGUUUUGAUACCUAAUACUAACAUAGAGCUUAAAAGGUUGUAAAUAGUUAAUAUCAAACCUCUUUGGCUUGAUAUUUUGUGCCAUAGACAAGGUAAUAUUUUAAUAUGGCAACAGCACAUAAGCACGCACAUUGUAAAUAUCGUUAUACAUAAUAAAUCAAUUUAUUGACAUAAUUUUUAAUCAAAUUAAGCGGUUUUAAGCUUAUACAAACGUGCCAUUUAGCACAAAAUUGUUUUACUUGCAAUUACUUGAUACUAAAGUAUUUAUUCUAGUUUAUUUUUGUUGUAGCUACUAACACCAAAAAGUAGUUUAUUUUAUCUUAAGACAAAUCUAUUUUUUCUUGAUUUAUUAUAUUUAUAAUUGGUAUCAAAGUAGCCGGUGAAUAAAUAAAAUCAAUGAUCUAAGCGGCAAAAUUUUAAAAUAAACAUCAUUGGUCGGAACAUUGUGUACUUUAGAACGAUACAAUCAUACACAUUUCACACCUAUUUGUUACUCACACUCAUACUCUCAUUUCUAGACGACUGCACAGAAAUAAUACUGAUAUGAACUGCAUAGGCUAAUAUCGUAAUUAGGCUUUCAGUUAAUAAAUUGUAAUCAAAAUUCAAAUUAUUUGUCAAUUCAUAUUAAUACAUAAUCUUAAUCUAUUCCAAGAAUACUUAACACAUGGAGACUGUUAGAAUAAGUUCAACACAACUAACCUAGUGUAAUCGAAAUCUCAAAUGUACUCUACUUAUAAAACUUGGUCAUAAAAUUAAUCUAUGGAUAUUAUAUUCUCAUAAAAUCGACUUAGCAAAAUCAACGAUUAUUCAUACGUUCGAUAAACUUAACGGUGGGCAGAGAAGGCUCGUCUUAAAAAAUAUAGACCCAAAGUGUCGAAUGUCAAUCUCCAAUGUUUAGGCUUGAUUCUCUCUACGCGGAGACAUUGCUUCUCUUUGGGGUUCUCUACAAAGUGUUCUCACUGUAGUACACUGACAAAAAUUGUUUAUGUUGAUUCCUCCUGCCGCGUUUCAACACCGUACAGAUACCGGCAAACUUCUUAAGCAUUAAACAAGGGAGUGGGGGAAAGUUUGCGCAUCGUACACAGCGCGGGAUACAAAUGGAUUUACCAAUCACGCGAUCGACACGUCACUCCCCGCUGUCGCGCACUAUACCAGUGAUACCUAAAAAUUGCUUCAGCGCAGGCAAGGACAUUUGUUCAAGACGUUUGCCGGCAUCUGUACGAACCGUAUCAAUUCAAAAUUACAUCUGCACCACCUGGAAGUCUUCCACAGUCCGUUUCACAAGGCACUUUCUAUUGCGAACUAUCGAACAGUGGUAUCGACGUCCGGUGGAGGUCUUCCCUGACAGAUACGAGCUCCAAAUAUUCAAAGUUAGAGUGUACGUAACGUGCGUAGAGUGUUUAACGCACUCACUGAAAAUGGGUGUCCAUUAACCUUUUAUUUUAUUGUGAGCACACGAGCGUCAACUAGAUUUUUUAAAAGUUUUUUAUUCAUACAAUUUUUUUAAGGAGUAUCGUUACGAGAAUAUAAUAACCACGUUAAAAUUGGUAUUUAAUCACACAUAAUAUGCCUUAUUGUAUCGAUUAUAUAAUCAAGCCUUAAAAAGUGCAAAAAAACAUUGUAGUUUUAUAUCAUGGUUUGUGAAUGAAGCAAUCUCUUAUUUCCGGUUUUAGUUAAAAAUUUAAAAACGUUUACCUUCCUUUAAGUUUAUAUCAUGCCUCUAAUUUCCUUAAAAUGAACCCGGAAUGUAUUUAGUGGCAACAUUUUUUUCCUUCACGACUUUUUUUUAUGAAAUGUUUUUAAACGAUUAUUUCAUUGACAAACCAAUAUUUUUAUACGUAUUCGAAUAUGUACAAUACAGUUGUGAGCGUUUAAGCGCGUAGAGUCUUAGGUAUUUUGUAAUGUGUACUAACCAAU